AUGUCUUCUUCUUCACAACAAAUAAUUAUUUUAAUUUUUUUAUUUAAUUAUUUAAUUAAUAUUAUUUUGGCUGAAAAUAAUUGUGACACAAAACAAUCUUUAAAUUCUUAUUUAAGUUGUCUUAAAGGAGAAUUAGACAAAGAAUAUUCUUCUUUUGAAGAAGAAUUAAAAUUACAUACAAGAAAAGCAGCAAGUGUUUGCUUUGCACAAAAUAUUGCAGAUGCAAAUAGUCAAGAACGUUGUGUUCUUUCUGUUUCUGAUUUGGAACAAAAAGCUUGGGAUAGAAAUGGCCCUCUGAGGGAUUGCUCUAUUUGUAGAACUUUUGCCACUGGAGCAAUUAAAGCAAUAUUGUCAACCCCAGCUGAUGAACAAAAAUGUAUUAGAGAACAAAUAAGUAAAGCAAUAGCUGUUGAAUCAGAAAGUUGUUUACGUAAAAAAGUACAGGACUUUGGAGGUAUUCCAGAGAUUCCUGAUUUGGAAGAAGGGGGUUCUGGACUUCGAGAAGAAGUAAUAGAUUCAAUUUCUGAUUAUAUUUGGAUACAUUCUCGACUUGCAUUUUGUGCUGAACGUAAACCUGAACGUGCAGCUAAAACUAGAGAAUGUUUAAAAUCGCCAUUUCUUGGAUUUUACUCAAAACAUUGCAGAGUACUAAAUUCGUGUGAUCAAAUUGGUGCUCAAACAGCAGAAUGUGUUACUCAAUUAAAAACAACAAAAGCCGCAGUCUGUGCAUGUAUUGAUGAAGCUAGAGAUGAUUUAAAACAAAGAAUUGCUGGUAUAGCUGAUGCUAUUAAAGAAGCAGUUGAUGGUAGUGGGUCUAGGGCUGCCCCUUCUAUCGGAUCUGGUUCUAAAGUAGAUCAAUGUGUUUCUAAUAUUAAAAGACAAUUAAUAACGUCAACAAAUGAUUGGGCAUCUACUAUAGAUAAUGCACUUAAUAAUUGUAUUAAAAAUAAACCAAAUAGCCAAAAUUUGGGUAUAGAUUCUUUACUUAAUGUUGGGUGUAGAAAGAUAAUUGCUGAUACAACAGGGAAUGCUCAAAUACAAAUCAAAGCUGGAUUUGAAUUUGUAAAUAAUUUAGUAGAUUCUAUGGUAGAAAGAUCGAGACGUUUUUGUGGGGGAACACAUUGUGAUUCUAAUUAA
Meloidogyne enterolobii is the source of this 1137-nucleotide messenger RNA. NCBI's taxonomy places the organism in Eukaryota, Metazoa, Nematoda, Chromadorea, Rhabditida, Meloidogynidae. The record is from the annotation of a GenBank genome assembly.